AUGGGUAUAACAAACGCCUCGGGUGCCGUGAAGGGCAUCUUCUCGCUCCAUAUCAUCACAGCAUGCGUCUCAUUCCUACUCUUCCUCGCCGCCCUGGCACUCUUCGCUAAGCAACUACGCGGUGGUGCAUCGGGUCGAUCACGACAGGUUAUGAGAGUGUGGCAGUCGACUGGCAAGAGACACAGCGCCUUCGGCACCCAAUUCUUCGUCAUAACCGGUCUCCUCUGCCUGGCCAUCGGCUACGCCGCGCAAUCUGCCAUCGUAGCCCUGCAAUCCCGCCUCGCCAUCUCCCCCUUCUACGUCACCUCCGCCUACGCCUACCCCCGCUACCCGGGCGUCUCAACAUCAACCCCGGACCUGCGCUACGGCCGCUCCAUCUCCAUUCUGUCGUUCAUCUACCAAGCCGCCAUGAUCAUCAUGAACGCCAGCAUCGUCGGCGCAAUCUGGAUCUUCGCCAACCACGUGCACAGCAAUGCCACGCAGCUGCGUGAACCGGGUUUCCUGAGCGUCGUGUUGAAUUUGUUCUGGAUGGUUGCGAUUGGAGCGUUGGGACUGGCGAGUUGGUCGCUGGGGUUGUAUCGGAGGGGUAGUGGAAGCAGUGCGUUGCCGUAUCCCAUGCAGAUCGGGGGUGACUAUGUGAUUCGCACCCUAUACGUGGUGUACGUGUCUGUAGUCAUUGCAGCGUCGACGAGUGUGACGAUUGAGGCGAUUUUGUGCUGGUUGGGCAUUAAGAAGAAUGGGGUUCCUGGUAACAAGUUUCAGUCAUCGCUGACUCGCAUGGUUAUGCUCGUUACGCCCCUCGUCUGGCUCCGCAACGCCUUCUCCAUCGCCCAGCUCAUCAUUCUCUACCGCAACUCGCGUAGCUGGUCGCGCCGUACCACUGAAGCCCUUGCCUUCCUCUUCAUUAUCUUCGGUCAGCUCUGCGAUCUCGCUAUCCUUGCCCUUCUUCUGCUCGGUGCAAAGAGCUUUGGACGCAAAGACGAUGUCCAGUAUGUGGGCAAGGAGGUGAGAUAUAGUGAGAGUGUUGCGGGAAACAGGGAUAGCGUUAUGGGAGAUAGACACUACAUCUCCAACAAUGUUAAUACGACGACGAAUGGUGAUGGUAGGUCGACGGUUGUGGAUUCCAACGGGGUUGAGAGGAGGGAACCGGCAUAUGUGCCGCAUGUUAGUGUCUAA
This is a messenger RNA of Bipolaris oryzae ATCC 44560, 1176 nucleotides long. RefSeq lists its product as uncharacterized. Lineage: Eukaryota; Fungi; Ascomycota; Dothideomycetes; Pleosporales; Pleosporaceae. The record is from RefSeq and is a predicted model, not a curated record. The coding region runs from base 1 to 1176 and encodes 391 amino acids. The transcript is spliced from 3 exons.